AUGACGUCAUUAAGAGAGAAACGCGAAGCGUCUGGAGAGGAGGACGAACGGCUGCCACAUUCUGAAGAAGGAGGAACCAGAGCAGCAGAAAAGGACAAUGGUAGAAUUAAAUUGGGCCGCCUCCGGGAAGACACGAUGCAAGGUCGAUGGCUGCAAGGGAAAUACAAGAAGGAGAAGAAGAAGGGACUCAGAUGGAUUUACAUCCCGAGGGAAGACGAAGGAAGAAGAAAGAAUGGGAGAAAAAUGGGUGACGGACCAUGCGUCGAGAAAAAUAACAAUAGACCGAAUGGUAGUUUCCAUGGACUGCAUAAUAGUAGUGGUGAUGGUCCUGAGAGUGAAGAAAAUUAUUCCGGAUCAUAUGGCAGUAAUGAAGGACUGCAUAGAAAUAGUGUUGAUGACCUGCAGGGCGAAAAAAAUAACACUGGAACGCAUGGCAGAAAUGAAAGACAGCAUAACGAUGGUGGACCAGUUGUUAGCAAAGAAGCUAGUCAGAAAAAAGACAAAAAUAACACAGGAUUGCAUGGCAGUGAUGAGGGACUUUAUAACAGUUUCAGUGAUGGUCCAGGAUAUGACAAAAAUAACACUUUAUCGCAUGGCAGUGAUGAGGGACUACAUAACAACAGUGGUCCACCGAGGAACAACAAUAACACCAUAUUGCAUGACAGUAAUGAGAGACUACAUAACAACAGUGGUCCACAGAGGGACAACAAUAACACCGUAUUGCAUGACAGUAAUGAGGGACUACAUAACAACAGUGGUCCACAGAGGGACAACAAUAACACCGUAUUGCAUGACAGUAAUGAGAGACUACAUAACAACAGUGGUCCACAGAGGGACAACAAUAACACCGUAUUGCAUGACAGUAAUGAGGGACUACAUAACAACAGUGGCCACAGAUUGAAAACAAUAACAACCGUAUUGCAGACAGAAGGAGGUACUACAUAA
Molecule: messenger RNA, 945 nt
Organism: Macrobrachium nipponense
Lineage: Eukaryota; Metazoa; Arthropoda; Malacostraca; Decapoda; Palaemonidae
Exons: 2
Coding region: 1-945 (314 amino acids)
Source: RefSeq, a predicted model, not a curated record